CAUAUCAACAAAGCCACAAACUCACUACUUUUUUCUGACAAACUACUAAUAAACCCCAUUAUCUUUGGACCCACUUUAUUAAGAUCUCUGAUAUCAAAUGGCAUUUUUGUAAUUCUACACUGCAUCAGCUGCAUAUAUUUAGCACCAGGUCGCAACACGCAAUUUUUCUCUUUCCUCCUCUCUCGCAAAUUCUCUGCAUUUUCCGAAGAUCUGUGAGCAGAGAAGAAGGAAGGAAGAGGAGAAAAGCAGGAGAAAAAGACCAAGCUCCCUCUCUCUUCUUCUCCACCAUUUUUAAACCCCCAAAAAACUUAAAUUUACCAAAAAAACGCCAUUGAAGAUGAUCUCUCUUUCCAGAGCCAAUUUCUUGGGUACCAAACCAGGUGUCUCGGGGAUAUCAAACGGGUCGACCCGGUUGCAGAGAAGAGGCCCGGAGGUGAUUCGGGUAGCGGUGGGUCCAUCCAAAGGCCGAUCAGCUGAAGGAAAUGGCACCAUUUUGACGGAGGAAGGUGGAAUAUCAGCUUCUUCUGUGAUUGACUUGAAUGAUAAAUCGACGGUUAGUGGUGGUGGUGUGGAAGAUGUGUACGGUGAGGAUUCUGCCACGGAGGACCAGCUUGUUACUCCUUGGGCUCUCUCCGUCGCUAGUGGUUAUUCGUUGUUGAGGGAUCCUCGCCACAACAAGGGGCUUGCUUUCACAGAGAAGGAAAGAGAUGCACACUACUUACAGGGUCUUCUUCCCCCUGCUGUUGUUCCUCAACAUCUUCAGGUGAAGAAAAUGAUUCAUAAUAUCCGUCAAUAUCAAGUUCCCUUACAGAAGUACAUGGCAAUGAUGGAUCUUCAGGAAAGAAACGAAAGGCUUUUCUACAGGCUCCUUAUUGACAAUGUUGAAGAGUUACUACCUGUGGUCUACACCCCAACUGUUGGUGAGGCCUGCCAGAAGUAUGGAAGUAUCUUCAAGCAACCUCAGGGUCUCUUUAUUAGUUUGAAGGAAAAGGGAAAAGUCUUAGAAGUGCUGAAGAACUGGCCAGAGAGGCACAUCCAAGUGAUUGUUGUUACAGAUGGUGAGCGGAUUUUAGGUCUUGGAGAUCUUGGUUGCCAAGGAAUGGGGAUACCAGUUGGAAAGCUUGCUCUAUAUACCGCUCUUGGUGGAAUUCGUCCAUCAGCAUGUCUGCCUGUCACUAUUGACGUGGGAACGAACAACGAGGCAUUGUUGAAAGAUGAGUUCUACAUCGGGCUUCGUCAAAAGAGAGCGACGGGGCAGGAAUACGCUGAACUCAUGCAUGAAUUCAUGACGGCUGUGAAGCAAAUAUAUGGGGAGAAGAUUCUCGUUCAGUUUGAAGACUUUGCCAACCACAAUGCAUUUGAUCUACUUUCAAAAUAUGGUAGCACCCAUCUUGUCUUUAAUGAUGAUAUCCAGGGGACAGCCUCUGUUGUCCUUUCUGGACUUCUUUCAGCACAAAAAUUGGUGGGAAAACCAUUAGCCGACCAGACUUACUUAUUCCUAGGAGCUGGAGAGGCUGGCACUGGUAUAGCGGAGCUCAUAGCUCUUGAAAUUUCAAAACAGACCAAUACACCUCUGGAGGAGGCCCGUAAGAAGAUAUGGCUUGUGGACUCCAAGGGACUUAUAGUCAACAGUCGCAAGGAGUCGCUACAACAUUUUAAGAAGCCCUGGGCUCAUGAGCAUGAACCUGUGACAGGACUCCUCAAUGCUGUUAAGGCUUUGAAACCCAAUGUGUUGAUCGGGUCAUCAGGAGUUGGAAAGACAUUUACCAAGGAUGUGGUUGAGGCAAUGGCUACAUUCAAUGAGAGACCUAUCAUUCUUUCAUUGUCUAAUCCAACUUCACAAUCGGAGUGCACAGCUGAGGAGGCUUAUACAUGGAGUAAGGGCCGUGCAAUUUUUGCUAGUGGAAGUCCAUUCGAUCCAGUCGAAUAUGAAGGGAGAACUUUUACAUCUGGACAGGCAAAUAAUGCAUACAUCUUCCCUGGCUUCGGUCUUGGCUUGAUUAUCUCCGGUGCUAUCCGCGUUCAUGACGACAUGCUCCUGGCAGCCUCGGAAGCACUAGCGGCACAGGUAGCUGAGGAGCAUUUUGCUAAAGGUCUGUUGUACCCUCCGUUUAGCAAUAUUAGAAAAAUAUCAGCUGAAAUUGCAGCCAAGGUAGCAGCUAAAGCAUAUGAAUUGGGUCUCGCAACUCGACUACCACAACCAGAAAAUUUGGUAAAGUAUGCUGAGAGUUGCAUGUAUAGCCCAGCUUACAGAAGCUACCGUUAAUAACUUUUCCAAUACUGUCUCUUUUGGCUUGUGGUCUUUGUUGUUUAUCCAAGUUCAUUUUAUAGUUUCGCUGUAUGGUUUCACCAGUCACACAUGUAAUGCUUGUCAUGUUUGUAUUAGACACCGGAGUUGCAAAAAAGGUAUAAAAGAAAAAGAAAAAGAAAAAGAAAAAGGAAAGGUACGAAGGAUCAAGUAGUUUAGAAUACUAUUAUAGUUCAGACAAGUGCUGAUGAUGACGAAAAGGGCUAAAAUUGAUGAUGUUGAACUCUUUACUAGAGUACAGAGUACUAGUCUGCAAGACAAAACUAGGGAGACAGUAGCAAAUUCUUUCAUGUAAUCAGUAAAACUAGCGUCAUUGCGUGAAUUCAUAUGAUAAAUGUACAACUUUGUUGUAGAACCA
Molecule: messenger RNA, 2666 nt
Organism: Spinacia oleracea (spinach)
Lineage: Eukaryota; Viridiplantae; Streptophyta; Magnoliopsida; Caryophyllales; Amaranthaceae
Product: NADP-dependent malic enzyme
Exons: 20
Coding region: 338-2266 (642 amino acids)
Biological process (GO): pyruvate metabolic process; malate metabolic process
Cellular component (GO): chloroplast
Molecular function (GO): malate dehydrogenase (decarboxylating) (NADP+) activity; NAD binding
Source: RefSeq, a predicted model, not a curated record